Messenger RNA from Ictalurus punctatus (channel catfish), 2806 nucleotides. It is a transcript of the gene dapk2b, whose product is annotated as death-associated protein kinase 2b. Lineage: Eukaryota; Metazoa; Chordata; Actinopteri; Siluriformes; Ictaluridae. Gene Ontology annotation, biological process: protein phosphorylation; intracellular signal transduction; positive regulation of apoptotic process. The record is from RefSeq and is a predicted model, not a curated record. The coding region runs from base 246 to 1352 and encodes 368 amino acids. The transcript is spliced from 12 exons. Gene Ontology annotation, molecular function: protein serine/threonine kinase activity; ATP binding. Gene Ontology annotation, cellular component: nucleus; cytoplasm.
GCAGAGCGCGCCUUGCAAGCACAAGCGCGUGCACUCAAGCGAAGUCGGGGAAGAAGUCCGAGCGGUGCUGAGGCGCGUCACAUGUACAAGCAGGAACGAAGUGCAUGCAGAACUGCGUCUAGUAUAGUACCACUGAAAACUACACAGACGAGUAAAGCAUCUCUGUUCUUACGCUGACGGGGGGAACUUACUGGACUGCAGGCCUGUUUAUGUGCUCAAAUUUUAUGAAGACUUAGUCAUCAUCAAUGAGGACACUGAGCAUGGCUGUGUUCAAGCAACAGAAAGUGGAGGAUUUUUAUGAAAAUGGAGAGGAGCUUGGAAGUGGGCAGUUUGCUAUAGUAAAGCGAUGUAAAGAGAAGAGUACAGGUGUAGAGUAUGCAGCAAAGUUCAUCAAAAAGCGCCAAAGCAGAGCAAGCAGAAGAGGAGUACGGCGAGAAGAAAUCGAAAGGGAGGUGAACAUUCUACAGCAACUCCAGCACCCCAACAUCAUCUCACUGCAUGAUGUCUAUGAGAACCGCACCGACGUGGUGCUCAUCCUGGAACUGGUAUCUGGAGGAGAGCUCUUUGACUUCCUGGCCCAAAAGGAAUCCCUGAGUGAGGAAGAGGCCACUGAGUUUCUUAAACAGAUUCUUGAUGGGGUCCACUACCUGCACUCCAAGAAAAUAGCACAUUUUGAUUUAAAGCCUGAGAAUAUUAUGCUGCUAGACAAAAAUGUCCCACUGCCACGGAUCAAAAUUAUUGACUUUGGCUUGGCACAUAAAAUUGAAGAUGGGGUCGAAUUCAAAAAUAUUUUUGGGACACCAGAAUUUGUGGCUCCAGAAAUAGUCAACUAUGAGCCUCUGGGAUUACCAGCAGACAUGUGGAGUAUCGGUGUCAUCACAUACAUCUUACUGAGCGGUGCUUCCCCAUUUCUGGGCGAGUCUAAACAAGAGACAAUGGCAAACAUUUCUGCUGUGAGCUAUGAAUUUGAUGAGGAAUUCUUCAGCAGCACUAGCGAGCUGGCUAAGAGCUUCAUUAGACAGCUUUUGACUAAAGACACAAGAAAGAGGCUCACCAUAGAAGGUGCUCUCAACCACCCAUGGAUUAAGCCUAAGGACUCUAGACAAGCUUUGGUGCGCAGACUGUCUGUGGUCAACAUUGAGAAUUUUAGAAAACAGUACGCUCGCCGCAGGUGGAAGUUCUCCUUCAGGAUUGUAGCUCUGUGUAACCAUUUGACACGCAUGAUGAAGAAACCACGUGACAGUCCAAAACAGGUCCAAGAUGAGGUUUUUGUAAGGGACUGUGAGAGCGACCAGGAGGAGGAAGUAUUACAAAGGAGACCCAGGACCAGGAUGAGGAGCAGCACCUCCUGAAGCUCCACAGGUUCCUCCAGCACAGAACAACACAUUUGCAGUAGGCAAUAAGGCACCAGUCUCAAAUACACACUGAUGUGAAAGGGCCAGGAUGUGUCUUUUACAGAUGUCUACGUUUCCUUAAAGAAAGAGGAACUGAGCCAUGGUUAGUGUACAUAUGCCUUGGACACAUUAAAACAUACACUGAUGUAGAAUGAUUCAGUGAGUGCCAAUACUGUGAUAUUAAAAUAGUGUGUUUUUAAAGCUGUGCAAUCAGUUGAUUAAUGUAAGGGGAUAAGUUAGAUUUUUACAUGUGCUUAUAAAGCCUGUGAGUGCAACAUUAACAUGAAAAUUUCUUAAAGGGUCUUCAGUUCUCUGAAAUUUUCCCUUUUUUAAGUGCUAUAACCUUCCAGUCUCCUGUUUUACAUGAUCCUGUUGUCUUAAUGUGCCAUGAUAUUUUGCAUAUGUGCUGUUUUAAGCCACAGCUGUUGUCCUGUAACCUAGUAGUAAAGCUAAUUAAUAUUUCUAAUACCAAUUAUUUGUAUACAAAUGUAAUGCACAUGUUUGUAUCAUGUAUGUAUGAAUGUACAUAUAAAUUAAUCCUGAUGUAAGCUGGUGAGGUGACAGUCAGCUACAAGUGGGAAUAUUUUCUAAUACAUUUUAAAAUUACAUUUUAAAGUUAAAGGUCAAUGAACAAGAUUUGUCAGCCGUGAUUUGUGAUGUUUAAUAGUUUAUAUAGACUUGAAUUGUCUUAUAUUGAAUUGCUUUAAUGAAAAUGUUAUCCAUACUUUUGUAAUCAGGGCAAAAUUUGCUACCUCAGAACACACUUUGAGGAAAAAUGGCCACACUGGUAUAGACUUAUAGGGUAAUUCUGAAUCUGCCUUUCAAUCAUCUAGUUGUACUGAAAAAAGGUUGCCUCCACCCUUUACAAGUGCAGUAAAGCUGGUGAACUGACGUAAUCUUUGUUGUUGUAACACCUGUUGUUUUUCCAUAAAGUAUAUUACACAUGCUGCAUAAAUGCUUGUUGCUUAAACACGCUGAUAUUCUGGGUAUGAGGUGCUAUAUUGUGUUUUCAUUGAUGAAGUGUAAUAUCUAAAGAAAGAGAAGGUUCCUCCAGUCUUCAUUCAACAAAAACAAGCAAACUCAUAAACUGCUUUAUCAGUACAGUAUCUCCCUGAUAUGACCUGGGAUUGGUGCUGUGUUUUUGCACUGUGUUAGGCAAGCAUAACUGAUUGCAUUUUAAAGACCGUUAUAUUCUUAGCAUACAUGGUCAAGCCUCAAACAUAUUUAAUUUCUUUGAACUUAAGCUGUUUAAAAUUCUGGUGGGGUUGUUUCAGUGUGUUUCUAGGUUUAGCUAUGCCAGUUCAUUUUGCAAGUAGUGUGUGUAAAGUAAAAACUAGUCUAGGACUAUUUCCCAAUCUAAAAUGCCACUAUUUUGUAAAAAAGAGACCAAUAAAUGUGUAAUAUAUUUAUUA